This is a messenger RNA of Haliotis rufescens (red abalone), 2175 nucleotides long. RefSeq names its product monocarboxylate transporter 12-like. Gene Ontology annotation, molecular function: monocarboxylic acid transmembrane transporter activity. The transcript is spliced from 7 exons. Gene Ontology annotation, biological process: monocarboxylic acid transport; transmembrane transport. The record is from RefSeq and is a predicted model, not a curated record. Lineage: Eukaryota; Metazoa; Mollusca; Gastropoda; Lepetellida; Haliotidae. Bases 178 to 1899 code for a protein of 573 amino acids.
CCGUGCGGCGUAGUGAUCUCGCAGUUGUGAAGGGCAAGGUUAGGUGAGGACGACCCACAGCGGGAUAAGAGUGCACCAUCGUCUUGACAGUACGACGCCACAUUGGACGUAUCGCUGUGGACAUGUUUACAAUUUUUUUAUAAGGUUCUGAAGUGCAAGAUUGUGAAGGAAAAUAAGAUGGCGAAAGCGGAACCUGCUGAAGUCGGCCAAGCCAAGUCCCAAGGUACCCCCGCGCCACGCCCACCUGAUGGGGGUUGGGGCUGGGUCGUCACGUUCUCCUCCUUCAUGAUCAGCGUGCUCGUGGACGGCGUGUGCUUCAGUCAGGGCAUCUUCUUCAACAGGUUCAUGGAACACUUCGGCGCCAACAAGGCCACGACCUCCUGGAUCGGCUCCGUCCUGAACGGCUCCUACCUCAUUAUCGGGCCUGGGGUCAGCAUGCUGGUCAACAAGUACGGCUGUCGUCCUGUCGCCAUCACCGGGGCUGUCGUGUCGUCCGUAUCCCUGUUUGUCUCCACCUUCUCCACGAACAUCGCCCUCCUCACCUUCAUCUACGGCUUCAUGGGAGGCCUGGGCUUCGGGCUGAUGUAUCUUCCUGCUAUAGUCAUGGUGGGCUACUACUUCGACAAGAGGCGAGCUCUAGCCACGGGCAUUGCGUGCUGUGGUUCCGGUAUCGGCACCUUCGUCUUCGCCCCGCUCUCGGAGUUCCUCCUGGGCGAGUACAACUGGCAAGGCACCACCUGGAUCAUGUCCGGUCUCGUGCUCAACGGCGCCAUCUUUAGCAUGUUCUACCGCCCUCUACCGGCGGCUACAUGCGCGCACAGUGACAAUUCCGACAUGCAGCUUGCGGAGAUGGGAGACAACAAACCAAUAUAUUCCAAAAACAGAAAAGACGCUGAACCAAUGGUUAGAAGUCGAUCUUACGACAUGAACUUAAAUAAGCCUCUCAAUGGUCAGGUGUCGGUGAUUAAAGGAGAAAGUGAUAUAGCUAGACUUGCUCACAGUCAUGGGACGUUAGUUCAGGGCGGAAAGCAUGGGCACCAAGGACAUAAACACUCCUAUCUGCAACCCCUGGAGAGAAAAGAUAUAUUCUAUAGUGGGAGUAUCAAGAACCUGAAGGAGUUUACACAGGCUGGCUCAGAGAAGGAGUAUACCCAGGCGGUGUUCACCUCCCACCAGUCUCUGCAGCCGGGGAGGGGCGCGGAGGAGGAGGAGGAUCUAUCUCCAUGUACACGUGCCGCGCGGGGACUGUUUUCUGUGUUCGACAUCUCACUUCUUAAAAGUCCGACAUUUUUACUGUAUGGGAUUUCGUGCUUCCUGUGUAUGAUGGGCUUCUUCGUGCCCUUCACCUACAUCCCCCCUAUGGCCCUGGACAUGGAUAUCUCUCUGAAAGACGCAGCAUUCCUCAUCUCCAUCAUCGGCAUCACCAACACCGUGGGCAGGGUCGUCGUGGGCUUCGUCUCCGACCAGACGUGGGCUGAUUGCCUCCUCAUCAACAACAUAGCCCUCAUCAUUGCUGGCGUUGCUACGAUACUGGUUCCGUUCUAUGGCAGCUACGGUCUGCUGUCCGCUUACGUAGCAAUCUUCGGUCUUGGGAUAGCGGUGUUCGUGUCGCUGAGGUCCAUCAUCAUGGUAGAGCUGAUGGGGCUGGAGAGACUGACCAGCGCCUUCGGACUGGUCAUCAUGUUCCAGGGAAUGUCGUCCUAUAUCGGGGCGCCUAUAGCAGGUGCUAUCGCGGACACGUUCGGUAGUUACAACGCCGCAUUCUACCUGUCCGGGGCAACGCUAGCCAUGUCUGGUAUAAUCUGUCUUCCUUUGCGGAAGUUGGCUGCCUGGGAGAGAUCGCGAGAACAGCAACACGUCACUGGAGCGGAGACACACGCAAUGCUGGACUCUCACUGACAGAAGCAGCCGUGAACUGAACCGUGCUUGCUGCAUAGUGGGAGUUCGGUGUGAGAAUAUAUAUUCACGGGCAAAAGAAAGUAUACACUUGAAAAUUGGAUUUCACCGAAACGUUACAAACGUCAUUAAUAGUUACAGUCGCCGAAACACUGCACUGGUCAGGGCCGAAACACUGCACACGUCAUCGCCGAAACACUGCACUGGUCAGGGCCGAAACAUUGCACACGUCAGGGCCGAAACACAACUUCGAUGAAAUACAUCAACAUCGGAUAAUUA